Messenger RNA from Chiroxiphia lanceolata (lance-tailed manakin), 6797 nucleotides. It is a transcript of the gene SMIM38, whose product is annotated as small integral membrane protein 38. The transcript has 4 exons. The coding region runs from base 5519 to 5650 and encodes 43 amino acids. The record is from RefSeq and is a predicted model, not a curated record. Lineage: Eukaryota; Metazoa; Chordata; Aves; Passeriformes; Pipridae.
CUUCUAUCACAGGACAGUUUCACUCUACAUGUCUAGAUUCUGCAAGAAGUACUUAAUCUGCUUUUUUUUUUCUUAAUUUUAUUUUUACAAAAAUGCUUCAGAAAAUCUAAUUCUGUCUUCAAAUCACUGUAUGGACAAAAGCUAUCAGAAUCUCUGUUUCACAGGUGAGGAAAACCAAUCCGAUCAAGAUUAAAAUCCCAAUUCAAGGAAAAGCAGAAACUUGAGCACAUCUUUUAAUGUUCCUGUGGUUUUGGCAUAAACUAUUAAGAAUAGUUUCUCUGGGAUGCUGUCAGAGGUGAAAAUAGAAUAUGCUUUGAGUUGCAGACAGUACCUCAGCUGCAGCACUGCGGUGUGUGGACACAGGAAUUUUUCUCUUUAUACUUGCUAAAAAAUGUGAUGCAUGGGAUGGUCACACAGGAGAGAGAUUUAUUUCUCUAUUUGGUUUUUUAAUUCAGUGGUUCAUAUACUAUGGUGUUGAAGCUCAUUUUGGUGUGGAGAUCCAUGCAGCUCUGAACUUUUCCUUCAGCUUUGUAGAUUUUCAGGGAAGUGUGUGGUAUCUUUUCUUUGGUCAGGUGCCUUGAAAAUAAACUGGGAGAAAUAAAUAGGCACAUUUCUACUGUGGCUGUGAUAAGCGUAUGUAUGUAUAUAUAUAAUGGUAUUGUGUGUCUUGCUGUACAUAACAUUUUUAGGUGUCUGUGCAAGUAGGAGAUUUAUGAAGUGUGACUCGUUUUUCCUUCUCCCCCCUGUUCCAGUGGAAGAGCUCAGACUGCGAUGAGAAAAACUAGUACACGUUAUUAAGAAUUCUGAUAAAGUAGGCUGAAUAAAUUUGUUUUCUUUGUGAGCCUUAAUCCUGUGUUGUAUUGGCUUCUUGGACAUGGCUAAUUUAUUUGGAAUUCCAUUCUGUUCCCGACAGCAUUCCUGAUUAGCAGUUUGAUCACCCGGAGCAAAGUUACAUACCAGCUUUCAACUCUUGUAAUCUAGCAGUGUAAUUUUUUCAAAUGGACUCUUUUCUUUCCUUCUUUGCCCCAGCUCCCCUUCUUUUUGUGUGCAAAGAGACUUUAAAAGUAAGCAGGAUAACCUGCUAGUAGAAUGAAAAACUUCUUCAAAACACAAUGUAGUUUGCUGAAUGCCCGGCUUUCAUUUUUAAAUAGAAAAAUGAGGUUUGGAGCUGUGUCAGUGCAGCAUGUGAAAUGUUUACCUUCCAUCACACACAGAGGAUAACGGUUCUUUUCAAUAACUGCAUUUUAGGGGUGGUGUGAUAUAAUCUUCAAGUUCUUUCCAAGGUCUGUAGUUCGCCAAAGCACAUUUUGCUUGUGAUAAGUUUAAGAGAGUUUAAAUUGUUGGUUAGUAAAGCUUUUCACAUCGUGGACCUUGUAGGAAAAUGGCAGUUGUGUCAUUGUUUGCUUCCAUCUAAACUGGCUUAUGCUGUCAAAACAAAGGAUGCACAGGAAACCCAAAUUUAAUUGUAAACCAGAGGCAGGUUUUGAUCUGUUUUUGGUAGAGCACAGGAGGAGCAUCAUCCGAGUGAAACCAGAGGAAAUGGAGUCUGCAGCAGCCCCCCAAAUCUGCCAAAGGCGUGGAGUUACAGACAAGAGGAAAGGGAGUUUUCCGUCCUGUGACAUUUCUGGAGGUCCCAGUCUGGUUUGUGCACAGUGAGAAGGAAAAAAAGGUUUUCAAGUCAAGGGAGACGUGGGAAUAGCCCAGAGAUAGGUGACCACAGCACUUGUCAAAAGACUCAAACUGUGGUUUUAUGCAUGAGUGCCUUGACUGUAUAAUGUUUGGAGAGUGUCUGUUUUGUACUGAUCUUGAAUUUAAUGGAUCUGAAAAGCAGCUCUUGACAAAUAUUUUGUUAAAACUGAAGCACGUUUGGCCAGGCUUCUGUGUUUGAAAAACUGACGUUUCGGUUGAAACACUGUUUUGUCCAAAACAAUACUAAUCAAAUUCUCUCCUGAAUUUAUGUGAACUACUCAGCUAUUCUGAACUUUGUGACAUAAAUCCUAAAUAUUUGUUCUAGGCUUUUUCCUUUGAGUCGCUAAAUAUGUAUUUUUAUGUUUGUUCACAAGUAGGUGGACAUUUUGGAUAUCAUGAAACUUUUAAUUGACUGAUAUGACUAAGUAUCAAUGGCAUAUGUGUGAUCUAUUCUGCUGCUACCAGGUCAUGUUCUAAUCACAUUCCUAGGAAGAAAUUCCUGUAAAUGAAAGGGAACCAAAAUAUCUACUCCUAAGCAUUGCCACAUCCAGCAGCAUAUGGAGGUGAUCAUGGAAUGACAGCUCCAUAACUGCAGAGGUCUCAUCAAGUCUGUAUUUUGAAAUACAGAUGUCUUCAGGUAAUGACUUUUAAGACUGAUUUAUAAGUUUUUGCUUCAUUUUCUCCUAACCUUUUCCCCUCAUAUUCAUUAUGGGUUUUUUUUCCCUGCAAUCUGUGCGCUUUGUUUUGCAAUCAAAUUUCAGUUUUGACUGUGAGACCUUUGAGGAUGAGCUGGAGUUUUACGAAUACUUCUGGUUUUAUGGACACUGAAAUUAGUCUUGAGGGAAGAAAUACGUAAUAAAUGUAGUAACUUAUUUCUGUCCUUGUUUUUCUUGAUCAUGGAAAUGGGCAUGUUGAACUGACUGUGGUGGGAUUCUGCUGGGGAUUUUCCAGUAGAAAACCAGUGGGCAGGUGUUGACUUUGCUUUGGCUCAAUGCAACAUGGAAUGAUCUUGAUAUGUGCGUGUUAUCACAACUUAUUUGAAGCAGGAGUUGACUUUGAAUGUCAGGUUUUGUCCUCUAAAGCUGUGAAGACCUUGAUCUGGCUCUUUUGAACUGGCAUUUUGUUUCCAGUGUGAUGUGGAAUGCUUGUUCAGGAGAUUUCACAUAUGCAAACUGGAGCAAGGUGCCUUUUUGACUCUGAUAACUGUAGAAGGCACAUGAUUCUGAGAGAUAAGUGCUAGUCUUGAAUUUUUCUAUUUCUCUUAACAAAGAGCUGGGAACUUCUUAUUAGCCAUGCCAACUACUGCAACUCUUUGCUGUUUCAUUUGUAACAUGUCCUGAGUUUUGAAUGCGUGGCAAAAUGCAGUAAGUCACAUAUUCUCUUUUAUAAUUCUAAUUUAUUAAUGUUUCUGGAUAUAUUUCAAACUGAUGAGAACAGGGGGUGUUUUAUGAUUGAUUAUUGUUGUAUUCUCUGCUUUGUCACGUGUAACUUCACUUGAUAUUUUGAAAUUUUAGGAAUGUAGUGAUAUUUUAGGAGAUAGACUGCUUUGUAGGGGAACUGGAAAAUUAAAUGUGAAACCUGUUACCUUACAUUUUAAAGUCAACAAAACUGCAUAAUACAUAAUUAUUUUUGCCAAACUACCCUUCAAUGGGCACUGAUUACCAGGAUAAUUAAUUAUGUACUAAUUUAAAAGCAAAAUAUGGAAUUUUAAAAAUAGUUCCAAAUUAGAGGAUUUUUUUAUAAAUAGUUGUAACAGAACAGGGUAAUAAUGUUGGUUAUGUGAUGAAAACAUAUGUUAGUAAUAAAAUAUCACCCAUCAGGAAUACUGUUCUAUCAUGCCAUUGCUCUCUAGGGAGAUGACUAGUUGAGAAGUGAUUUUAACAAAAUGAACUCUGAACAGAGAGGAUGCUUUUAUGGGUGAUACCACACACAUUCUUCAAAAAGGCAAAUCAUUAAAAAAUUGGUGCCAGGAACAUCUGUCGUGUGAAAAAGUAAAAUUUUGGAAAAUCCAAAUAGUGAUUAUCAAUAUAUAGGCUUUGCAUAGUGCUUUUCCUCGCUCAUUCCCAGAAGGCUCUACAAAGAAAGGAAGAACAACCAUCCGUGUUAAACCGCGUUUUCCCAAACCCAGCCGCGCCAGUUUUCAUCUGGCGCAUAGAUUCGUCUUGCUUGUGCUGUGCCACGGAUUUUCUGUGGGAGGAAAUCUGCCCUAAGAAGUGAAAUCCAAGCAGGAAAGCGCUGUCCUUCCAUGCCCAGCAGCAUUCCUCCGUGUGAACAAACGCAGCCCCGCCAGGGAGUGCCAAGCCGACAGCCGUGGCAUGCGGAGCUGCCAUUCCCCGGCUUUGUGUGAGCCUGUCCCCAGCCUGUCCCGGUGCCAGGCGCCAGGGAUGUGCGCUUUCUGUUCCGGCUUUGACACCUCUCAGGGAACACAGGGCUGAGAAGCACUUGUGAGCCCCGGGGAGGAGGCACCUGUUCGCUUGGCACCGGGAUGAACCCCCCAGUUCAUUCCUCGCGUGCCCUUAAGUAGCCGCUGGGCUUCUCUCUGCGGAUGGUUUGGGCUGGAGCUGGUGGCCAGGGCAUGGGAUGUGCUGGAUUACGUGACAGCCCCGCUAGCUCACAUGGGAAUUGGUUAAAAUCCUGCUGGUGGUUUCCAGCAAUCCAGCAGGAUUGCACCGGGGGGAAGGAAGAUGGUUGUCACCAAAGAUGAACUUUCAGGUGCAGCCAGUGACAUCCAUCCAGGUGGACAGAUAUUGCUUUUCUGGGAAAAGGCAGAUGUCAUUGCCUCAACCAGUACAUUUGCUAUUUUAUGUUAUUAGCUAAUUAUGUAUUACUAUUAUAAUUAUUAUGUUACUGGCUAAUGUUAUUAGCUGUUAUUUUACAGCUACAAAGUGAGCCAGCUGCCCAAGUGAGUAUGUAAUGUAGAGCCCCUGGCUGGAGCUGGCAGUGGUUGUGUUUUAGCAGGUAGAGCCACUGAACAGUUUGUCAAACUGUUUUUCCAGCUGAAAUCCCCUUCAGCUCUACUUGUCCAGGCCCAGGCAAGGAAUUGCUUAAACAUCUAUAAAAGUUCCUUGUUUUCUUCUUGAACUGGAUCCUGGAGUUGUACUAAUUCUGACGAGGCCUUGGCAUCGACAAGGACCCCAAGGCGGAAAGUGCGGUUUCUGGGGAAAGGAGCUUGCUGGUGGAGUAAGUUUGAAAAGAUCGUAGCAGUUCCAGUAAUUACUCAUUUCAUCAACCCAUCUAUAUUUAAAGGGGAAAAUAAAAAAAACAAAAACACGCUCCUCCAGUGUUGUUUCCUGCAAAGACCAUUCUUAAGAGCUCGUUGGACAGCGCAGGACUCUUGAAGUGAUAGCUAAUUGGUGAAAGAAAGGCCCUGAUUGUCUUGAGGGAGCUGGAAAGUGCUGCGUGUGCUGCUGAAAGGGACUAGGGAGAAGGUGCCUGGUUUCGCUGAGCAGCUGCUGCUGGAGAUGUUUGGAGAUUACAUCAGCAUUGGAAAAAAGGGGCAAAAAAAAAAAAAAAAGUCCAACUUCACAGAGACGGAGUUUAUGGAGGGGUUUUUUUUUCCCCCCCUUCCAAAGGUCUUCUGACAAUACUGUCAUUGUCAAUAUAAGAGUUGUUAAUUCUUUAUGAAUAGCACAUGGGGCCUCUUGACUAAAUAGUACGUUACAUGUCCCAAAUCUGUCAGCUGGACUCUUCUCUCACAUGCUAGUGAGAUCACUUUGAUUGGAAUGUCAGAGGAAUUGCUGGGCUGGCCGUGCAGAACUGAAUACUGCAUUAUAUAAUUAGAUCUCCCAGAGUAUUUUUUUUCACAUUACCUCAUUAUUCUAGCUUAAAUAUGGAAUCGGCCCUUUUGAUGAUUUUGCUGGUUGUAAUUAUAUUAAUACGAUUCAUUUUGUGGUCCUGCCUUAGUGCUUAUAUAGAUUAUAAACUGUCCCGAAGGUUUCCUGACACAAGGAAAGAGGACUGAGAGACUUCAAAAGGCUUCUUCAGAUUUGAAUUGACAAUGGGGAGAGCUGGAUAAGGUAAAUGGAGCUAGAACAGCUCUUACCUUGGGAUCUGAUGAGAGAGAAAUGACGUGUCGAGAUUGCAACAGAGUGAAGAUUCUUCAGAAAGCCACGUGCUGACAGAGGGGAAGGAGUGACAACUGACUGAGUCAAAUGACUUCCUCUCCAGCUUGGGCAUGGAUUUAUUGUCGGGAACAGACCUGUGGACUUUUGCCAAUUAAAUGAUUUGGACGAGCUGGGGGGAAUCCUAUUGCUGGGCAGUCCAAGAGUGCAGUGGCCCAGCCUUGAUACAUGAGAUGUGGUGUGUGGUGCCUGCUGGACAAACUGCUGCUCUGCACAUUCAGGUGUCAGCUGACAUGGAGUGAGUUCUGACACCAAAGCCCUGCAAGGUACCUUCACUUCCAGCCUUAAAUAAGGACCUUACUAGGACAUGGAAGGAUUUGACUACGUGUCCAAGGCCAUAGUGACUUAGGAUUUUUUGGUUAACUUACCUUGCAAAAGGAGAUAAACUGUUCCAAGCGAACUGUCUCCUUUUAGAUGGGUGUUAUACUAAGCAAAACAUCCUAUAUCUUACUACAUACCCAACUCAAUUUGACAUCUGCUUUUAAGAACUGAAUUUUCUACCGUAAAAAUAGAAUGACUGUAUUGCUUUGCCUGAGGCCCAGUCACCUUUCUUUUUUAAACAAAAAAAAAAUAAAAAGUUCUUUUUUGUUUGAUAAAUUUCCAUGUCAUGUAAAAGUGAAGGUUGCCACUUUGUGUACUUAAUUCUGUAUCUCUUGGUAGCUCACAUGAUGAUGUCAGAGUUCAGCUACAGUAUUCCCAUCCAAAUUUUCCGGCCCAUUCAUGACUCUUACCUUCCUACAGGCUCAUCAUUAAUAACUGUUAAUCAGCCCUUAUCAUUUUGUGUUUUGAAGCCUCCUAAAACUCAGACAUGAGAGCUGGGCUGUGCUUAUGCAGCAGAACAGGGUAAAUGUCAGGUCAAUUGAUUUCAGCCUCAGAUUUUAUUUAUGGUGGAUGACCAAUGUACUAAACAGCCUGCAAUGCCUGAAAUGCAUGUCAUUGACUUGAAAUCCAGCCAGAUGACAAUAAAUUAAAUGUAGAUGGAACUAA